ACACUAUAUUUUGAACCGAAAAAAUAAAAAACAGAAACAAAUUCCUUAAACCCUCAAGAACAAGACCACAGAAUAACAAAACCCUCCAAAUCAAACCUGAAACUCAAAAAUCAACAAAAAAAAUCAAAACUGGUGAAAGAUCCUCAAAACCCCUCUUAAUCGUCCAUUAUUAUGGCACCUCUAUCGUUCUCUUCACGAAAUCUAUUCUCCCUCUUCUACAAACCCAGAGUGAUUCCUUUUAAAUUUUUGGGUCAGCAUUCUUCAGCUUUGUUCUCUACUCACAUUGUUGGGGACACACCAAUUCUUGUUAGGGAUUUUAUUCACAAGGCAUUGUAUGAUCCAAAUGUAGGGUAUUUCUCCCAGAAAUCGGCAUCAGUUGGAGUGCUUGAUAGAAGCAUUAAGUUCAAUCAGCUCCAAGGUAGGAAAGCAUACAUGAAGCAUUUGGAUAAGAUUUACAAGCAGAGUGAUGUUUCAUGGUUUACUCCAGUGGAGCUUUUUAAGCCUUGGUAUGCUCAUGGGAUCGCUGAAGCCAUUUUGCGUACUACAAACCUAUCUGUUCCACUGAAAAUAUAUGAGAUAGGUGGUGGAUCAGGAACCUGUGCGAAAGGCAUCCUGGAUUACAUAAAGCUAAAUGCACCGACAAGAGUUUAUGAUAAUAUCAGUUACAUUUCGGUUGAAAUCAGUUCCUCACUUGCAGCGAAACAGAUUCAAACUAUUGGCGAAGUUGAUAGCCACUCAUCCAAGUUUAGAGUAGAGUGUCGUGAUGCUGCGGACAGGAGUGGAUGGGGAGAUGUGAAUGAACAACCUUGUUGGGUUAUCAUGUUAGAGGUGCUUGACAAUCUUCCGCAUGAUCUCAUUUACUCUGAGAAUCAAAUUUCUCCAUGGACAGAAGUGUGGGUUGAAAGCAAAGAAGGGGAAAAACUCUCAGAGUUGUAUAGGCCAAUUCAAGACUCCUUAAUCAAGUCUUGCAUGGAGAUCGUAGAUAUGGCUGAUGCUACAAGGGGUGGGAGCAGGGUUUCUUCAGCGAUGAAAAGUAUAUGGGCAAAAGUGUUUCCUAAGCCAAGAUGGUUUUGGCUUCCCACUGGUUGCUUGAAACUUCUAGAAGUUUUACAUGGAGCUUUACCGAAGAUGUCUUUAAUUGCUUCCGAUUUCAGUUAUCUACCUGAUGUUAAAAUUCCUGGUGAAAGAGCUCCUCUGGUUUCAACCAAGAAAGAUGGCAGCAGCUCUGAUUACAACAGUUAUUUGGAUGCAAAGGGGGACGCCGACAUAUUCUUUCCAACAGAUUUUUUGCUCUUGGAACAGAUGGAUCAUUACUGCUCUGGGUGGAUGAAGCAGCAAAAAGAUGACACGUCAUUGAAGCGGGGAAAGAAAAGACGUACUCUUUCGCUCGAUACAGCAGCGUUCAUGGAAGAAUUUGGUCUCCCAACAAAGACGAGAACUAAAGAUGGAUAUAACCCUCUCCUGGAUGACUUCAAGAACACCAAAUUUUAUUUGAGUGUUCCUACGCACAACAUCAAAUAGACUAAUCCCUUUUCCUCUUCUAUAGCAAGGGCGUCGAAGAGGCAUGUUAGACAGUGUAGAGAAGACACUUUUCAGUGUGGCAUAAAUUGAUAAAACAUAUUGUACAAGCUUGAGUUGAGCAUCUGUAACAAAGCCUAAAGAGGUUGGAGUUACAAAGUUCUUGAUGUUCUUUUAUAGCAAAGGGAGCAUGUUUGAUCAGAUUAAGAAUGUUUGUGGUUCUUGGUUCCGGGUAGGGGUGUCAAAUGGGACCGGCCCAACCUUGAGCUGGUUGAACAGCUUAAAUGGGUUUGGGCUCAAAUUGCCACCCCUAGUUUCCGGCGUGUUAACGAUGGUAUCAAGAGCUGAGAAUUGUAGAAGACAUUGAUAUUCUUUAUGCUUCAGACUCUUUAGGGUUACUGAUACAUUAUUGUGAUAAGAAUUGGGGUAAGUUCUUUAGUCAAAAUAAAUUUGAUGAAAGUAUGAUAAAUUUAAAACAUGACUACACAUCAGAGAGUUCUUUGUAACAACCAGAAUUCUAACACAGGCAAUGUGUUUUUUCUUCACACUUACCUAUAUGGCCCUAUCUACA
Nicotiana attenuata is the source of this 2089-nucleotide messenger RNA. RefSeq names its product protein arginine methyltransferase NDUFAF7 homolog, mitochondrial-like. Gene Ontology annotation, cellular component: mitochondrion. NCBI's taxonomy places the organism in Eukaryota, Viridiplantae, Streptophyta, Magnoliopsida, Solanales, Solanaceae. Gene Ontology annotation, molecular function: protein-arginine omega-N symmetric methyltransferase activity. The transcript has 14 exons. Bases 172 to 1521 code for a protein of 449 amino acids. The record is from RefSeq and is a predicted model, not a curated record.